AUGCUCCAUCUAGGGAAUGCGCUCGCCAGGAAUACCAUCAGACUGGAGGUCGUACAACGAUCAAUCACCAUAUCGAGAACGGCACCAAAGCGUGUGGAUUGGUUAAAUUUCCGAGCCGCAGCCCCAUCGGCGGCAUCGAGGAGACAAGAUGUGGUGUAG
Messenger RNA from Sclerotinia sclerotiorum 1980 UF-70, 159 nucleotides. RefSeq lists its product as hypothetical. Bases 1 to 159 code for a protein of 52 amino acids. The record is from RefSeq and is a predicted model, not a curated record. The transcript has a single exon. Lineage: Eukaryota; Fungi; Ascomycota; Leotiomycetes; Helotiales; Sclerotiniaceae.